This is a messenger RNA of Bemisia tabaci, 760 nucleotides long. The record is from RefSeq and is a predicted model, not a curated record. NCBI's taxonomy places the organism in Eukaryota, Metazoa, Arthropoda, Insecta, Hemiptera, Aleyrodidae.
GGGGUUUGCCGGUAACAUAUAAAACGGAAGGUUGCGGCGUUGAAAAUACCAGUUGUUGGUUACUUUGGUGGAAUCAUGGCGUUGCUCAAGCACCGCUCCCCGUGUCUACUUUUUGCGCUCAUACUUCUGAUCAACAAGUAUGCGGAGUUGGCAGGAGCUGUCUCAGUUGAGCAGGGAAGUAAUACAGAGCUCAACACGCAAGCAAGAUUCAACGACACUGGUCUCAACGAAACACUUUUGAAAGUGGAUGCAGAGGAACAACCCGGCGACGAACCGACAGAAAAAGUUGACGAUACCCAACCGCGGCUUGUAGUAAGGCGUGUAACACCCGACAUGGUACUUGACGAUGAUGACUUACGCACUGGGAACAAGAUUACGGACAACUAUUCGUACCUUUACGGCGUGUACCUGACUAAAGGCCACUAUCUCCGCAUUGAAAAUCACAAAGGUCUUCGGCUAAUCGUAAAAAGUCCCAAUAAAGAACAAAGUAUCCGGGCAAAAUUAGGUGUUGUUACAAUCAAUGGUAAAACCGUGUGCACGGAUAGUAGAUCAUUACCCACUCAACCAACGUACCAGAAAACUCCGGAUGGAGCCAUGUGGUACACGAAUCUCUCAUUGGGGUCACCGAUGUCACGGGAGGAGAUCGAGAAGUUCAAGGCUGAGGAGGAGCUAAAGGCUGAGGAGGAGCUAAAUGCUGAGGAGGAGCUAUGGCAGAAAAAGAAGGAAGAUCGCAGGAGAGAGAAAGAGAGGCGAAAGAGCG